AUGUCUCUUUCUUUCUUUUUUCUUUCUUUUUCUUUCUUUUUCCUUCUUUUUCUUUCUUUUUCAUUCUUUCUUUUUUGUUUGUUUCUUUCUUUAUCUCUUUUUCUUUUUCUUUCUUUUUUGUUGUUUUUUCUUUAUUUCUCCUUUCCUUUUCUUUCUUUCUGUUUUGUUUCUUUCUUUCUUUAUCUCUUUUUCUUUCUUUUUUGUUGUUUUUUCUUUAUUUCUUCUUUCCUUUUCUUUCUUUCUUUUUUCUUUCAUUCUUUUUCCUUCUUUUUCUGUUAUUCUUUCUUUUUCUUUCUUUCUUUCUUUCUUUCUUUCUUUCUUUCUUUCUUACACAUUCUUUUUUUCUUUCUUUUUUCUUCUUCCUUUCUUUUUCUUCUUUUUUACUUUCUUUCUUUUCUUCUUUUUUACUUUCUUUCUUUUUUUCUUGUUUUAAUUUGUUUUCUCAUUCAUAUUCUUCGCCUUUUUCUCGCCAUUUCUUUCUCUCUCUCUCUCUCUUUUUUCUCUCUCUCUCUCUUUCUCUCCCUCUCUCUCUCUCUCUUUCUUUGCUUCUUUGUUUUUCUCCGUCUCUUUUUUUCUCUCGUUUUUUUCUUCUUUUCUUUUAGUGCCUUCCUUCCUCGUCUCUCCCUUUCUCGGCUCUUUUAUCCUAAUCAAACAUCUAUUAAAUAUACUAUUACUUUCCUAAUUCAUCUUCAUCUUCUGUCCGCCGGGUUAUCUACUAAUUCGACUCUGCGAUUAAAUAAGAUAUCUGUGCAAUGGAAUAUGAGAGUUCCAGCCGUUUAUUUUCGGGGUCUUUUGGUUCCUGAAAACAAUCGCAAGACCUGUAGACCAGUCUCUCUACUUAUUUUUCUUUCUUUCUUUCUUUCUUUCUUCAUUAUCUAUCUAUCUAUCUAUCUAUCUAUCUAUCUAUCUAUCUAUCUAUCUCUUAAUAUCCAUCUAUUAUUUUUCUAUCCUUGUUCAUUAUCUAUAAAUCUAUCAUUCUGUUCAUUAUCUAUCUAUCUAUCUAUCUAUCUAUCUAUCUAUCUAUCUAUCUAUCUAUCUAUCUCAUUCUGUUCAUUAUCUAUCUAUCUAUCUAUCUAUCUAUCUAUCUAUCUAUCUAUCUCAUUCUAUUCAUUAGGUGACCACUUGCGAACACCAAGUUUUGUAAGCUUGGAUAUGCUGGUGGAAUAA
Molecule: messenger RNA, 1167 nt
Organism: Acanthosepion pharaonis
Lineage: Eukaryota; Metazoa; Mollusca; Cephalopoda; Sepiida; Sepiidae
Source: the annotation of a GenBank genome assembly